Ostrinia nubilalis (European corn borer) is the source of this 1178-nucleotide messenger RNA. It is a transcript of the gene apn, whose product is annotated as protein apnoia. Lineage: Eukaryota; Metazoa; Arthropoda; Insecta; Lepidoptera; Crambidae. The transcript is spliced from 3 exons. The coding region runs from base 88 to 534 and encodes 148 amino acids. The record is from RefSeq and is a predicted model, not a curated record.
UUUAUAUCCUGGCAUCCGACAAAAAAAUAAUCAGUCAAACACCAACCGGUGGUCAAUCAACUAACCAAAGUUUUAAUAGUGAGCAAAAUGUGCAACAAAAUCACGGUACUAACCCUACUGUAUGUGACGAUAUUCGUCGCCGUAGUGAAAAGUGAAGAUGCAGCUUCCGAAAGGGUAGUGGAUUUCAUGAGCAAAGACAUGAGCGUCGGCCGUACGUUUGGUCACAAUGCCCUCAAGAGGCUGUCCUUCAUCUUCCUUCCCGUGAUGUUCACGCUGGGCGUCAUCUCUACCUUGCUGAUGGCUCUGGCCGUCAUCUCUGUCAAGAACCUGGCCAUCGGCGUCAUUCUUCUCAUCGUUGCUAUUAGUCAAGCGGUAUCCAGGCUGUUCUUCGCGGCAUCAGCGCCGUCUCCCCUGGUGCAUCUCCACCCACGAGCUGAGCUGCUGCCGGCCCCAGUCGCCGCACCCUGGCCCGCCCCUGGCCCCCUACUGUCCCCGUGGGCCAGAUCUGACAAUGACGCCACCAUUUCUGACUAAACGAUCACCCGGCUAAUUUUUUUUUUUUGGUUUUACACUUACAAUAAUUUACGAACUCGAAGAGAGAUUUCGAUUCAAACUUAAACGCUACUGAACGAAAGAUCAAAAUCAAAGGCACGGGAAAGAAAUCCAGUGUCUUAAAAAUUUUAUAAUUAUGUUGAAUGGUGAUGAAGAUACUUUGAUUUUCCAUAAAGGGAAAGCAAUGAUUUUUGUCUUUAAAAGAAAAGAUGAUUUCUUACGGUUUUUUUAAAUCACGACUCAGUUUCCCGUGGUUUAAUUUUUUCACGAAUCACUUGAAAUUAACAAAAGCAUCAAAUGAAUGACCUUUACGUAACUUAUCGUUACUAAGUUCUUUUGAAGAUUCCCACCAGACAGAAAUUAGGUAAAGCUACCUCGUGACUGAAACAAUAGUCGAAUGUAAACGUGCAUUUAUUACUAACGACAUCACACGAAUAACGAUUAAUUUAUUUAUUAACUAAUUGACAUCUUAAAAACAUAAUUUAUUAAAUAUGUUAUUUAAUUUUAAGUAUCGAAACUUCGUCUGUCUCCCGCAAAACUUUCCAUUUGUGGAGGAUAGACGACGAAUUUCUUAUACGUAAUUAGAACUAUUUAUUUAUACUAGAAAUAAACUAUCAUACAAUUUA